ACGGUUCAGACCGAAGUCCAGCUGCACUAUCAGAGCCCUUGCCAAUAUAUUCACCUUCAAGCAAGCCAGAACCUACAUCCAUGGAAAAAAUAAAGAGGAAAGAAUUUAAAAGUGGAGAAAAGCGUCGAGGGAGACCUCCUGCGCUUACCAGUGUGAAAUUCAAGAUCAGCCAUAAAGAGGGCAUUCCAGAUGCUCAGAAAGGAGGGAAGGAAGAAAAAGAGAAUGUAAAGAAAAUAAAGCGGGCACCGUCGGCUACCUUUCAGCAUGCUGCAAAAAUUAAGAAAUUAAGAGCAGGCAAACUCUCUCCGCUGAAGUCUCAGUUCAAGUCCGGGAAGCUCCAGAUUGGGAGGAAAGGGGUUCAAAUUGUACGCAGGAGAGGGAGGCCGCCUUCUUCUGAUCGCUUGAAGACCAUGCCAGCUCUUGUAAGUUCCCAGUUAGAAAAAGUCCAGAGGGUGCGAAAGGAGAGAGAGGGUAUACCAUCACUCCCCAAAGAUGAAAAGCCAACAGUCAGACAGAGCCCUCGCAGACCAGUAAGGAUUAUUCCUUCCUGCAAGAGGACAGAUGCCACAAUUGCCAAGCAACUCUUACAGAAGGCUAAAAAGGGAGCUCAGAAGAAAAUGGAGAAAGAAGCAGCAAAGCUUCAGGGCCGGAAGGGAAGGACUCAGCUCAAAAAUAUUCGGCAAUUCAUUAUGCCCGUGGUGAGCGCCAUCUCUUCACGGAUUAUUAAGACUCCCAAGCGUUUCAUUGAAGAUGAAGACUAUGAUCCACCAAUUAAAAUAGCACGCUUAGAGUCCACCCCAAACAGCCGCUUCAGUGCUACCUCUUGUGAGUCAAGCGAGAAGUCUAGUGUCGCAUCUCAGCACUCAUCCCAAAUAUCUUCAGAUUCCUCACGGUCCAGCAGUCCAAGUGUUGAUACAUCCACAGAUUCUCAGGCCUCUGAAGAGAUGCAAGGCUUGUCAGAAGAAUGCAACAACACUUCAGAAGUUCAUGCUUCUUUGCCAGUGUCCACUUCCCCUGAUAAUGAGGGUGGCGAGAGGAGGAGGAGGAGGAGGUUUUCAAUGGCAGAGAAGAAUUUUGCGCCCAAAGCAGCUAAAAAGCUGCCCAGUCUCCAAAGUGUGUCCCAACAGCAAUCAUCUUCUUCACCUCCUCCCCCACUCCUCACCCCCCCUCCCCCUCUGCAGCCAGCAGCCAGCAUCUCUGACCAUGCACCCUGGCUCAUGCCUCCCACCAUUCCUUUGGCAUCACCCUUCUUACCUUCUUCUGCUGCUGCCCCCGUGCAAGAGAAGCGGAAGUCAAUCCUCCGAGAACCAACAUUUCGUUGGACUUCUCUGAAGCCCUCUAGAUCUGAACCCCAGUACUUCUCCUCUGCCAAGUAUGCCAAAGAAGGUCUUAUCCGCAAGCCGAUUUUUGAUAACUUCAGGCCGCCACCCCUGACCCCCGAGGAUGUCGGCUUUGCUGCUGCUGGCUUUACCUCUCCUGGGGCCACAGCUCCUGCCCGCUUAUUUUCUCCUCUUCAUUCUGGAACAAGAUUUGAUCUACAGAAGAGAAGUCCCCUGCUGCGAGCUCCAAGGUUCACUCCCAGUGAGGCGCACUCACGCAUCUUUGAGUCUGUAACAUUGCCUUCUUCGAUUAAUCGAAGUGCUGCAGGAGGCGCUGCAACAGCAGCUUCCUCAAGAAAACGAAAGAGGCGAGUGUUCAGCCCAAUUCGAUCUGAACCAAGAUCUCCUUCACACUCCAUGAGGACAAGAAGCGGAAGACUCAGCACUUCUGACCUUUCCACGCUCCCUCCAUCAUCGUCAGCCUCUUCUUCCCUAGCAAGCAUUUCUGUGGGCUCCGUUACCACUAGUGCCUUAAACUCCACUUUCACUUUUCCUUCUCAUUCUCUGUCCCAAUCUGGGGAAUCAGCAGAGAAAAGUCAGAGGCCAAGGAAGCAGGCAAACCCUCCUGCCGAGCCAUUUUCAUCCGGUGGCACUGCUCCCCUUUUUCCUUGGUUCACGCCAAGUCCCCAGACAGAGAGGACCAGGAGCAGAGACAAAGCCACUGAGGAGCUAUCCAAAGACAAAGAAAGGGACGCUAGUCCUGAGAAGGAGAAGAACAGAGAAAGAGAUCGAGACAGGGAGAAGGAAAACAAACGUGACCCCAGGAAAGAAAAGAAGAAGAAGACUUCAGAAAUUCAGAGCAGCUCUGCUUUAUUUCCAUCAACUCGAGGUUCUAAAGGAAAGGUUGUUGUCAGUGAAGAUGUAGCAACCUCGUCUUUUGCCAAAAAACCUGCAGGACGGAAGAAACUAACUGCUGCUGAUCCAGCAGCAGAUGUCCCUGCUGUAGUUCUUGUGGACUCAGCCAUCAUCAAGACCAAGCUACCCAAGAAAAGCCGAGGGGGUCUGGACAAAUCAAAUCUGGAACUUGGUCUGGCAGCCUCUUCUGCAGAAAAGGAAGAGACUUUGCGCCUUCCCGCUGCAUCAGCUGGCAUCGUGAAACAUUCCUCCAUCAGCUCAGUAUUGGCUCAUGCUGACAAACUUCCAAUGACUGACAAGAGGGUGGCCAGCCUCCUGAAGAAAGCCAAAGCCCAGCUAUAUAAGAUUGAGAAGAGCAAAUCUCUUAAACAGGCGGACCAGCCCAAAGGACAGGGUCAAGAGAGUGAUUCCUCAGAAACCUCUGUGCGAGGUCCACGCAUAAAGCAUGUCUGCAGGAGGGCAGCUGUAGCACUAGGCCGCAAGCGAGCAGUCUUCCCAGAUGACAUGCCCACUCUGAGUGCCUUACCAUGGGAAGAACGGGAGAAGAUACUGUCUUCCAUGGGGAAUGAUGACAAAUCCUCUGUUGCUGGAUCAGAAGACGCUGAGCCCCUUGCACCUCCCAUCAAGCCUAUCAAACCAGUAACCAGAAACAAAGCCCCUCAGGAGCCUCCUGUGAAGAAAGGCCGACGAUCGAGACGCUGUGGGCAGUGUCCAGGCUGCCAAGUCCCAGAGGAUUGUGGCGUCUGCACAAACUGUCUGGAUAAGCCAAAGUUUGGUGGGCGGAACAUAAAAAAGCAGUGCUGCAAGAUGAGGAAGUGUCAGAAUUUGCAAUGGAUGCCAUCGAAAGCUUAUCUCCAGAAACAAGCCAAAGCUGUGAAAAAAAAGGAGAAGAAAUCCAAGUCCAGUGAAAAGAAAGAGAGCCAUGUUGGGAAGAAUCAGGGGGAGCCAGGACAAAAAACAGCAGCUCCUCCACUCGCUUUGGGGAAAGAGGAUCAUGCCUCGAAGAGGAGCAGCGAACCUGCCCGGAAGGCCAGUGAAGAAAAGAUAGAGGAAGGGCCGCUGCAGCCACCUAUCCCAGACCCCAGACAGGCUCUUCCCUCUGCCACCCGGAAAACUGGCAAACAAGCACCGCCUCCCAUGCCCCCUAUCCAGCUGCCUAGCUCGGGCCCACCCAAAAAGGAAGCCCCCAAAACCAUCCUUGCUGAGCCCAAGAAAAAACUAGCACCACCACUAGAAGCAGCUAUUGAGCAAAACAGACAGAAGAAAAUCAUUCCUCGUCCAAGCUUACCGGUGAAACAGAAACCAAAAGAAAAGGAGAAGCCGCUGCCAGUCAGCAAGCCAGAGAAUAGCACACUCAAUACAUUGAGCACUUUCUCAAGCAAUAACCCUUCCAAGCAGAAGCCCCUGACAGACGGGGUUCACAGGAUCCGGGUGGACUUCAAGGAGGACUGUGAAGCUGAAAGUGUUUGGGAAAUGGGUGGUUUAGGUAUCCUAACCUCCAUUCCUAUAACUCCCAGAGUAGUCUGCUUCCUGUGUGCCAGCAGCGGAAAUGUGGAGUUUGUGUAUUGCCAGGUCUGCUGUGAGCCUUUCCACAAAUUCUGUUUAGAGGUCAAUGAACGCCCACUGGAAGACCAGUUGGAAAACUGGUGCUGCCGUCGCUGCAAGUUCUGCCAUGUGUGUGGGAGACAGCACCAGGCCUCCAAGCAAUUGCUGGAGUGUAACAAGUGCCGGAACAGCUAUCACCCAGAGUGCCUGGGACCUAACUACCCAACUAAACCUACCAAGAAGAAGAAAGUUUGGAUUUGCACCAAAUGCGUUCGCUGCAAGAGCUGUGGGGCAACAACUCCAGGCAAAGGGUGGGACGCACAGUGGUCCCACGACUUCUCUUUGUGCCACGAUUGUGCCAAACUCUUCGCUAAAGGGAACUUCUGCCCCCUCUGUGACAAGUGCUAUGAUGAUGAUGACUAUGAAAGCAAGAUGAUGCAGUGUGGGAAAUGUGACCACUGGGUUCACUCCAAGUGUGAAAACCUCUCUGAUGAGAUGUAUGAAAUCCUCUCUAACCUUCCAGAGAGCGUGGCUUAUACCUGCAUUAAUUGCACUGAACAACAUCCUCCUGAAUGGCGGCUGGCACUCGAGAAAGAGCUGCAGCUUUCUUUAAAGCAAGUUUUGACCGCCCUAUUGAAUUCUAGGACAACUAGCCACUUACUACGUUAUCGACAGGCAGCCAAACCUCCUGACUUGAAUCCUGAAACAGAAGAAAGUGUGCCAUCUCAAAGUUCUCCAGAAGGCCCAGACCCUCCUGUACUAACAGAGGUUGGCAAGCAGGAAGAACAGCCACCACUUGAUCUGGAAGGCGUGAAAAGGAAGAUGGACCAAGGAGGCUAUCCUUCUGUGUUGGAGUUCAGCGAUGACCUUGUCAAGAUAAUCCAGGCGGCUAUGAACGCUGACGGAGGGCAGCCGGAACUCAAGAAGGCCAACAGUGUGGUGAAGUCCUUCUUCAUGAGGCAAAUGGAGCGAGUUUUUCCGUGGUUCAGUGUAAAGAAGUCCAGAUUUUGGGAACCAAAUAAGGUCACAGCAAACAGUGGAAUGCUGCCUAAUGCUGUCUUGCCCCCAUCCCUUGACCAUAACUAUGCACAGUGGCAGGAACGUGAAGAAAAUCGUUGUGCUCAGCAACCCCCUCUGAUGAAGAAAAUAAUUCCAGCUCCAAAAUCCAAAGGGCCUGGAGAGCCAGACUCCCCGACUCCGCUGCAUCCUCCUACCCCACCCUUAUCCAGUUCUGACAGAAGCCAGGAUGACAGCCCAGAACUUGCUCCUCCUCCAGAUGUGGAAGACAACCGGCAGUGUGCUCUUUGUUUGAAGUAUGGUGAUGAUGGAGGCAAUGAUGCUGGCCGUCUCCUCUACAUUGGCCAGAAUGAGUGGACCCAUGUGAAUUGUGCUCUGUGGUCAGCUGAAGUGUUUGAGGAGGAGGACGGCUCUUUGAAGAAUGUGCACGUGGCAGUGAUUCGUGGGAAGCAGCUGCGGUGUGAGUUCUGCCAGAAGUCGGGUGCCACAGUUGGCUGCUGCCUAGCCACUUGCACCAGCAACUACCAUUUUAUGUGUUCUCGGGCCAAAAAUUGUGUCUUCUUGGAGGAUAAGAAGGUGUACUGCCCACGACACAAGGACCUGAUCAAAGGGGAGAUGGUGCCAGAGAAUGGCUUUGAGGUGUUGAGAAGAGUCUUUGUGGAUUUUGAAGGAAUCAGCUUAAGGCGGAAGUUCCUGAAUGGUUUGGAACCAGAGAACAUCCAUGUGAUGAUCGGGUCGAUGAGCAUCGACUGUCUCGGCAUCCUGAGUGAUCUUUCUGACUGUGAAGACAAACUCUUUCCUGUUGGAUAUCAGUGCUCCCGAGUUUAUUGGAGCACAACAGAUGCUCGAAAGCGUUGUGUUUACACGUGCAAGAUCAUGGAAUGUCGUCCUCCCCUCCUGGAGUCAGAUAUCAACAGCACCAUGGAGCACGAUGACAACCGAACUAUUGCUCACAGCCCAGUGCCACUUUCAGCAGAAAUUCCAGCCAGAGAUGGCCAUGCAGUAUCAGAUGACAUAAACCCUCCACCUGCAGAUCUUUCUUCACAUCCUCAGAACUUCAAGGCUCUGCGGGUCAGAACACCAAGUUUUGCUCCUUCCCAGCGAACUCCUGGUUCGAGGCCAUUGCCUUCUGCAGGAAGCCCUACCCCUGUGACACAUGAGAUCGUAACUGUGGGAGAUCCUCUGUUGUCCUCUGGACUUCGGAGCAUCGGCUCCAGGAGGCCCAGCACAUCUCUGUUUUCACAGCCACUGAGGUCCUGGAUGCUGCCUCCCACCAGAGUUGGGACCACUAAUGCUCGACACAGCACCAUCUCUUCAGGACCCAGCAUGAGUCCUGCCUCAGAGCACGACAUUAGCAUCAAACUUACAGAACGUUCUGUGGGACCAGCAGCCUUGCACAUUGCUCUCCAGGACACCCCUCUCGGUUGUCAGAGUCCAGCAGUAGCAAGUGGAGGCAGAGGAGCUUCUCCUCUGGAGGGAACCCUCUCCUUUGAAACUGUGUCUUCUGGAGGGCCCUUUUCUGCCAAGUUAGAGAAGGGUAAGCUGCUGAGCCCCAAAGAUUCGAGUGCUUCCUGUGGGAACUCAAAAGCAGGCUGUCAUGGGCAAAGCUCCUCUGGCAUAGAAAUAAACCCAAGCAAGGGAGGGAAGUUUCCAGAGUGCCCUUCUGGGCUGUUUUCUCCCAAAGAAUCUGUGGCUUCUCCACUGUUGCAUCAGAAACCCCCAAAGAAAGAACAAGACCAGCAUCUAGCACAGCCAGACAAAAAUUGCUUUUACGAAGCUCCAGAAGCAAAGACUUCACCAUUUUCAGGAGUGAGUAACCGAUCUUGUAUGAAUGAUCCAGUCCCUUCUGUGGGUAGAGAGAGGCGACAAAAAAUGAAAAAGGGAACAAAAGAGAGACAUUCUAGUAAGCUUUUUAGGAGUUUAAGUCUCCUCCCAAGUAGCCACAAAGAAAGUGCAGAGACAGAAUUUGUUCAUCAGGCAAUGACACCCGAGCACGUUAAUCAGAAGCACUAUAAUAGCAUUGCUGUUGAGAAGCUCAUGGACAAUAGUUUGCUUAGCCAGGGGGCAGCCAAAGCACCUUUCCAGAGUGAAACGGCCAUUUCCAAGGAUUUGCAGACUUCACAGAAGCGCACAGUGAAAGUAACUCUGACUCCACUCAAGAUGGAAGGUGAAAGCCAAUCCAAGAAUAUUCAGAGGGAGAAUGAUGCAGAAUCUCAGCCUAAGGUUUGCAAACCAGCUUCUGGGUCCCAGUCCACUUCCAUUCCAGAGCACUCAGGAAAUAGUUGUGUUGUCCCAGAAAGUCAAAAUUCUACUUCAUCCUCAGCAGCCCCAAGUGAUCCACCUUAUCCAAAUCUGCCUGUUCAAGACAGCAGCUUGAUGCUCCAGGAUGGAGCAAAAACGCAGGAAGAUGGGUCUUACAAGCGGCGAUAUCCCCGGCGUAGCGCACGUGCCAGAUCCAACAUGUUCUUUGGUCUUACCCCUUUGUAUGGUGUGAGAUCAUAUGGUGAGGAGGACCUUCCCUUCUACAGCAACUCCACAGGCAAGAAGAGAGGAAGGCGGUCUGCUGAGGGACAAGUGGAUGGUGCUGAUGAUCUCAGCACAUCAGAUGAGGAAGACCUGUAUUACUACAACUUCACUAGAACAGUUGUCUCAAGCUCAGAUGAGCACACUGCUUCUCAUAGUUUAUUCCGUGAAGAGGAACAGAUCAACCUCCCCAAAAUCUCCCAGCUAGAUGGUGUGGAUGAUGGAACGGAAAGUGAUACAAGUGUCACAGUGACCACAAGGAAAAUCAGUCCGGGGAACAAGAGGGGUGGCAAAGAAAAUGGAACCGAAAGCUUAAAACUUGAACGAAGUGAAGAUAGCGGGGAGAAAGUGCAAGUGACCAAGAGUUCAGUGGGCCACAAAACCGCAGAUCCCAAAAUGGAGAACUGCCGGGUCAAAAACCAGGAUUCUUUGGAAGCUCAGCUGAGCUCCCUAGAAGCUGUUGGCCGCCGUCCUCGUCCCAACACAGAGCCCUCUGAGAAGAACCUGCUGGAUACGUUCAGCACAGAGCUGCUGAAGUCAGACUCCGACAACAACAACAGUGACGACUGUGGGAACAUUCUUCCUUCGGACAUCAUGGACUUUGUGCUGAAGAACACUCCCUCGAUGCAGGCCCUGGGAGAGAGCCCGGAGUCUUCAUCCUCGGAGCUCCUCACCCUGGGAGAAGGGCUGGGCCUUGACAGCAAUCGGGGCAAAGAUAUGGGCCUCUUUGAGGUGUUCUCCCAGCAGCUACCAGCAGCUGAGCCAGUAGACAGCAGUGUCUCUUCAUCCAUUUCAGCAGAGGAGCAGUUUGAGCUGCCCUUAGAGCUGCCUUCUGAUCUCUCGGUCCUGACCACCCGGAGCCCUGCCGUCCCCAGUCAGAACCAUGGCAGACUUGCAGUCAUUCCGGAACCUUCCCUUGCCUCCUCAGGGGAGAGGUCAAUGCUAGCUCUCCCUGCCACAGACUCUGCUGAAAAGAGGGUGACAGCCACAGAAAAGCCUUCCUCCAGUGAAGCAGAGCCAACGCUGCUAAGCCCACGAGUGGCCCCAAGCCCCGAUCCUUUCAUUCAGAGCCACUUGGAAGCAGAGCACCUGGCCAGCCCACCCUGUGGACCAAGAGAAGCCGGCCUUGGAGCCAGCCAAGACUUGGCUAGGACCACUGGGACCCCUGGCCUCCCAGUUUCUCCCUCCCUCCCCCUCCAAAAUCCCAAGUAUGGGCCAAAUGCCACAGACAGCCCCGGUCCAUCUCCAAUCUCGAACGCUGCUGUGCAGACAGCCCCUCUCCACUUGAAGGCAGCUGCUGACAAGCUCUUGGUUGUGAACCAGAACAUGCAGCCUUUGUAUGUCCUCCAGACUCUUCCCAACGGGAUUACACAAAAGAUCCAGCUGACCUCUUCGGUCAGCUCUGGGCCAGCCGUGAUGGAGGCCGGGGCUUCUGUUCUUGGGCCAAUGGGCACAGCCAGCCUUGCCCUGGCUGCAGGCCUAAACCCCAGCUUACCUUCCUCCAGGCCUCUCUUCCCCCCGGCUGGCAAAGGGCUGCUGCCCAUGCCCCAUCAACAGCACUUGCAUUCCUUUUCUGCAAGCCCCUCCAGCGGCAGCAGCAGCAGCAGUUUCCCAGCAGCCCUUGGCAGCUCUGCCCCGGGCCUCCUGAUUGGUGUCCAGCAGCCGCCUGACCCUGAGGCGAGUCAAAGGGCAGAUAUUGGGCCUGCGGUCACCCCCCCACCCACCGGCCUCAGCAAGAAACGGCCCAUUGCGCGCCUGCACUCCCGAAGGAACAAGAAGCCUGCUCCUACUGCUGUUGCUCCUUCUGACGUCGCCUCAAACAUGACCUUGAUUAACUUUACUCAGUCCCCGCCACCCAGCCAUCCAGGCCUGCUGGAUCUGGGAGCUACAUCCCCUAGAACCUUGCCCAGCAUUAUCAAGCGCUCCAAGUCAGGGGUUAUGUAUUUUGAGCAGGCAUCUCUGUUGCCCCAGGGGGUGGGAGCCUCCGCUGCAGAAGCGGCCCUUGGAACAUCUCCUAGCAUAGCUGGGCCAGAGUCUGGCCACCUAGCGUCCCCUCCGUCUGCACUGAAUGUGGCCCCCCUGCCAGCUCCUGCAGCACCUGCCACAGGCCCAGUGGUUCCUCCCCACCUGUUGGGACAAGGGGGGUCUGAAGUGCCGGGCGUUUCAGAUAUGAGCUCCCUCAACAGCCUUUUAAUCAAAGCCACUCGGCGAGGUCUGGGCCUCCCCGACCAGCCUGCUUCAGUGCCAUUGGCAGCUUCCAGGAUGUUUCCAUCACAUGAGGAGGUCUCGUCAGCUCAGUCUGCUUCCACGGUGGUGGCAGCGGCAACAGCUGCUGCAGCGACCAACAUCUCUGUCUUGCCUUCCUCGCAGGCAGUGGGCAUGUCAGCUGAUCCUGGAAGCUCCUACCAGGCUGAGCCUCUAACGCAGCUUCUGGCGUGCAAAGCUGGGCCUGCCCCACCUCAAAUGGACCUCCCUCCUCCCCAGGCAUCUCCACUUUCAGACUUUCCCCAGCUGAUGGACACGGCAGUGGUGGAGCAAAAGAGACUGCCCCCCUGUGCCCCUUCAGCCUCCCCUGGGAGUUCCGCCUCCACUGUGCCAGGCUCCGCGAGGGCCAAGUCCAAAGUUAAGCGCUUGCAGACCCCUUUGGGCAGCAAAGGAUCUGGGAAGAAACCCAAGAUGCCUCCCUUCUGGAACAGCUUCCCUGGCCAAUGCAUUCCACAGCAAGGCGCAAGGGUGGCAGCCCAGGACCCAGGUGGAGGGUCUCAGUCCUUGAGGGUGCACCCAGAGGAGACAGUAGAUGUAGUGCAGCCAGUCCACAAAGCAGCAGGGCAGCUACAGUCUCUCCCAGAAUUGCAGCCAACACAGCCUACUGCAAAUGAGUUAGAACGUGCAGAUUCCAAAAUUCAUGAGGAAGAGGAGGAGGAGGAGGAGGAGGAGGAGGAAGAGGAGGAAGAAGGUAGCUUUAGCUCCCCCCUCAUGUUUUGGCUGCAGCAAGAGCGAAAACGAAAAGAAAGCCUUGCAGAGAAGAAGCCCAAGAAAGGACUGAUUUUUGAAAUCUCCAGUGAUGAUGGCUUUCAGAUCUGUGCAGAAAGUAUUGAAGAGGCCUGGAAAUCCUUGACAGAUAAAGUUCAGGAAGCUCGGUCGAAUGCCCGCCUGAAACAGCUUUCCUUCGCAGGUGUGAGUGGGCUGCAGAUGCUGGGCAUUCUCCACCACGCUGUCGUGUUCCUGAUAGAGCAGCUGUAUGGAGCCAAGCACUGCCCCAACUACAAGUUCAGGUUCCACAAGCCAGAGGAGGCCAAGGAGCCCCCUGUGAAUCCCCACGGCUCUGCCAGGGCUGAAGGGCACCUCAGGAAGUCUGGUCUUGACAUGUUCAACUUUCUGGCUUCUAAGCAUCGCCAGCCCCCACAGUACAAUCCCAAUGAUGAGGAGGAAGAGGAGGUGCAGCUGAAGUCUGCCCGGAGGGCAACCAGCAUGGAUCUUCCAAUGCCCAUGCGGUUCCGACACUUGAAGAAGACCUCCAAGGAGGCAGUUGGGGUUUACAGGUCUCCUAUCCAUGGACGAGGCCUGUUCUGCAAAAGGAACAUUGACGCAGGGGAGAUGGUGAUUGAAUAUGCUGGCAAUGUGAUUCGCUCCAUAUUAACUGACAAACGUGAGAAAUAUUACGACAGUAAGGGCAUUGGCUGUUACAUGUUCCGUAUUGAUGACUCAGAAGUAGUAGAUGCCACCAUGCAUGGGAACGCAGCACGCUUCAUCAAUCACUCUUGUGAGCCCAACUGCUACUCCCGAGUCAUCAACAUUGAUGGGCAGAAGCAUAUUGUCAUCUUUGCUAUGCGCAAGAUCUACCGUGGUGAAGAGCUCACCUAUGACUACAAGUUUCCCAUUGAAGAUGCGAGCAACAAGCUGCCCUGCAAUUGCGGUGCCAAGAAAUGCCGACGGUUCCUCAACUGAGCAGCCAAGCCAAGCCAAGCCACAGCAGUGGCCGGAGUUAAGAGUCAGGCUGCUGGUGCCCCUCCAUAGUAGCAGAUGUGUAGGCUUGGUCUGGUAGGGUGUGACCUGCCUGGAACAAGGUGGACUUUGGCGUUCUGUAUGAUUAGGAAAAUUGGGGUGUGGGGCUGCAGCAACCAAGGCCUUGCUUAGCCUGCAAGGCGAGGCAUUUCUUCCAGGGCACCUUGCUGCCCCCUCAAGUUUGGAAUGUGUGGCCUGCCCUCAUGUUCCAGCUUGGGCUGGCGUCUUGGUGGUGAUUCUCCAAAAUUCCUGCGGCCACUGGGGAGGAAUCCCAAGCAAGCAGUUUGGGCAGUGGAGUACCAAGUACUUUGGGUGGGCUUAUAGGAGGACAAGCAGACCCUUAGAGGAGGAGCUCCUGUCCCAGAGAACAGCCUGUGGAACUGAACUUUCACAACUGACCCCGGCCCUAUAUCUCUCCUCCAGUCAGAAAUUUAGAGGCCCCCAAAGUGGAAAUGGAGCACUCCAGAUGGGCCUCUUGGAAGCAGCAGUGGUAAGCAGCUUGUUUUCUGACGUGAAAUAAGCACUGGUAAACCUUCAAGGGGCUGUCGUGGCAGCAGUUGUAACAACAGCCCCCUGUGUUUGCAAAGAGAUUAGGAAUCCCGGACUUUGUUAAAUCCAUGUCCAUUUUCAAGCCUAUAGAAGCAGCACUACUUCUCAGCCUCCUUCAGUUGCGCCAUCUUGAAUUAAGUCAUUGGAUUUUCCUUGGUUCUGUUUACACUUUAGUAUUUAAAGUUUUAUAAAUGUAAAUAUAUUUUGUAUAUUUUUCUAUGAGCAGCACUUCAUAGGGAAGAGCACUUAGGAGACUAUUUUUUCAGUCAUGGUAUCAUCCUGAUUUAAAAGAAUCCAUUUUAAGGGUGAAUGUUUUAUUUUAAUAGGAUGGUCUUUCCAAGGUUUGGGCCAGGCAUAUCCUGAUUCUUCCCUCAGGAGGGAGAAGAGGCUUUUUGGGUGCUGCUUUAGCUAACGGUUAAGUUUGGAGGGAGGAAGCUUUCUCCCAUUUUCAGGAGAGGUUUUUGGAACAACCCCUAUUCAGAUAUCGGUGGGCCUUCCGUUCUCCUCUCCCUGGAUGUGAGGAGAACUGCCAAGAUUCUCUCUAACCUCCUCUCCCUUCCCUGCCUCGUUUCAGGGCCAGAGGAGUAAACACCCAGUUUCCCACCAGGUUGCCC
Molecule: messenger RNA, 12487 nt
Organism: Python bivittatus (Burmese python)
Lineage: Eukaryota; Metazoa; Chordata; Lepidosauria; Squamata; Pythonidae
Source: RefSeq, a predicted model, not a curated record